Messenger RNA from Clonostachys byssicola, 1263 nucleotides. The record is from the annotation of a GenBank genome assembly. NCBI's taxonomy places the organism in Eukaryota, Fungi, Ascomycota, Sordariomycetes, Hypocreales, Bionectriaceae.
AUGGCUUCUAUCGACACAUUCAACGUGGAACAUGAUGGGAAAUCAUUUGCUGCCUAUCGGAAGGUGGUCCCCUUGAUAUCCAACCCCGAUGUCCUCUACCUCAAUUCCGCUUUCAUGCCGCCGUCCAAUCUGCUUGUCCACGAUGCUUUUGCGCGCUUCUCCAACGAAGCAUUGUACAAUCCCAAUCCCAAGGCACAAUGGCUCGCGGCUGCAGAGGAGACUCGCGCCUUGGUGGGACGAUACAUCAAUGCCGAACCAUCGACUUUGUCCUUCACCCGUGACACAACCGAAGGUCUGGGAUAUUUCAUCCGCAGCAUCAAGUUCUCUCCCGGAGACAACGUUGUGAUCUUGGACACGGAGCAUCCCAACCACGUACUUGGUUGGUUGAGCCUUCGGUCUCAGGGUUUGGAAGUGAGGCAGGUCCCUACCACGGCGGAAGUCGACCGCACUGGGCAGCUGACUGCAGCAAAUGCGGCUACUUUCGCGCCAUAUGUCGAUGAAAGAACAAAGGCCAUCGGACUUAGCUCCAUCAUGUUUCACAGCGGCCAGUGGAACGAUGUGGAAGACAUUUGCGACACAUACAGGCCCCGAGGAAUCCAUGUCCUGGCCGACUUGACGCAACAAGUAGGCUUCACACACGUGGAUGUGCAGGCACUUGGUGUGUCUGCUGCAGCAUUCAGUCUGCACAAGGGCCUCAACUGUCCUACAGGAUUUGGCGUGCUUUAUGUCAAUCAACAAGUUCUUGAAGAAUUGAACCCGGAACCCCCCAUGACCACCUUUGCUUCCCUCGCGGACAGAAGGGCCGACUUUACAGUGGAUGUGGCGGAUCCCAUCCUUCUUCAGAAUAAUGCUCGGAGAUUCGAUCACUGGAACCAGAAUCUGAGUGCCGUUGCAGCUGCCAAAGCCCAUCUGACAUUCUACCUCGACACAAUGGGCCCUAAGAAGGUCGAGAGCUACCUUUUCAGCCUCGGAGAUGCAUUGAGAGACGAGUGUAAGCAGCUCAGAAUAAAGAUCAUCGGACCUCAGUCUCGGAAGGAGCAUGCCCCUCAUUUGUACAUUCUUGAUAUCAAUGGGGAAGGUUGGGUCAACUUCAUGAAGGAAAACGGAGUCCAGAUUUCUCCAUAUAGGCUCGGUAUUAGGGUCUCCUUUGGAUUCUACAAUAAUCUGGAUGAUGUCAAGAGACUGGCCAAGAUUCUGCGACAAGGUUUACAAAGCGGGCUGCGUACACAGACUGCGAGUGGCACUGCCAGCUCUAGGCUGUAA